AUGUCUCUCCCAAUCGAACAACCUGUCGUUCCCAAAGGCUCGAUGGUGCUCAUUACGGGCGUCAAUGGCUUUAUUGGAUCUCACAUCGCAGACCAGUUUCUCAAGUUCGGCUACAAGGUACGCGGCACCACACGUAAUCUCGAGAAGAAUGCCUGGAUCAGCACCCUAUUCAACAAAAAGUAUGGUCCAGGCAAUUUCGAGUUGGUGGCUGUGCCGGAUAUGGUGACACAGGGCGCCUUUGUCGAAGCUGUCAAGGGUGUCUCGGUUGUCGUCCAUACAGCAACUAUCUUCUCCCUGGACCCGAAUCCUCAUAACGUGAUCCCAGGGACUAUAUCGGGAACGGUCAAUGCACUGGAAGCAGCCGCCCAGGAACCAAGCGUGAAGCGCUUCGUCCUCACGUCUUCUUCCACUGCCGCCUUGAUCCCAAAGCCUAACAGUGCCGUGAAGGUUACCACCGAUACAUGGAAUGACGAGGCUGUGGAGUUGGCGUAUCGCGACCCGCCGUACGAGCCGGAACGCGCGUUGCCUGUUUACGCUGCCAGUAAGACCUUGGCAGAAAAAGAAGCAUGGAAAUUCAUGGACGAGAAGAAGCCUGGUUUCACCCUGAACACCGUUCUACCCAACAUGAACUUCGGCGCGAGCCUUGAUGUCACCAACCAAGGCCACCCCUCCACCUCAGCCAUCGUUGCUGAGCUCUUCAAGGGAAACACCAACUACCUAGGGGGCAUUACACCGCAGUACUUUGUCGAUGUGCAGGAUGACGCCUUACUGCACGUGGCUGCCGCCAUUCACCCUGGUGUUCAGUCCGAGCGUCUCUUCGCCUUCGCCAAGCCCGUGAACGGGGAUACUGUUCUGGCCAUCCUCCGUAAACUCUAUCCGAGCCGUAGCUUUCCUUCCAACUUCCAGGCUGAGGAGGAUUUGAGCGAGAUUGUGCCUCGGAAGCGAGCCGAGGCCUUAUUGCGCGAAAUGGGCAGGGAAGGAUGGACCAGCUUGGAGGAAAGCAUCAAGAGGAACACGGAAGACCUUGUGUAA
Molecule: messenger RNA, 1032 nt
Organism: Aspergillus pseudoviridinutans
Lineage: Eukaryota; Fungi; Ascomycota; Eurotiomycetes; Eurotiales; Aspergillaceae
Product: aldehyde reductase II
Exons: 2
Coding region: 1-1032 (343 amino acids)
Molecular function (GO): oxidoreductase activity, acting on the CH-OH group of donors, NAD or NADP as acceptor
Source: RefSeq, a predicted model, not a curated record